GUUUGUGGGCGGCUGCCUGAGAGGAAUGCCGGGACAGGUCCCCACGAGGAAGCCUGAGGUGUCCCAGCUUGAGGAAGCAGAGAGAGGCUGCAUUGGCACCUGCAGGGAGCAGCUGGGUCCAAAGGAGCAAAGAGACACAGACCUGUGGGCCCCAUGGCUAAGGAGAAGGAGCCGCAGAAGGGGGCUGAGCUCCAGAAUGCUUCGCAGGGCCUCCAGGAUAGCUUGUUCUCUGAAAAUGACAACAGCCUGUACUUCACCUACAGUGGCCAGCCUAACACCCUGGAGGUCAGAGACCUCAGCUAUCAGGUGAAUAUGGCCUCCCAGGUGUCUUGGUUUAAGCAGCUGGCUCAGUUCAAGAGGCCUAGGACAUAUCGCAUCAGCCAAGAUUCCUGUGAGCUGGGCAUCCAAAACCUGAGCUUCAGAGUGAGAAGUGGGCAGAUGCUGGCCAUCAUAGGGAGCUCAGGCUGUGGGAGAGCCUCGUUGCUGGACGUGAUCACCAACCGAGGCCACGGUGGCAAGAUCAAGUCAGGUCAAAUCUGGAUCAAUGGGCAGCCCAGCACACCCCAGCUGGUGAGGAAGUGUAUGGCCCACGUGCGCCAGCAUGACCAGCUGCUCCCCAACCUGACCGUCCGAGAGACCUUGGCCUUCAUUGCCCAAAUGCGCCUGCCCAGAUCCUUCUCCCAGGCCCAGCGUGACAAAAGGGUGGAGGACGUGAUCGCAGAGUUGCGGCUGCGGCAGUGUGCGGACACCCGCGUGGGCAACACGUACUUGCGGGGGGUGUCCGGGGGUGAGCGGAGGAGAGUCAGCAUUGGGGUGCAGCUCCUGUGGAACCCAGGGAUCCUCAUUCUGGAUGAACCCACCUCUGGGCUCGACAGCUUCAUGGCCCACAACCUGGUGAAGACCUUGUCCAGGCUGGCCAAGGGCAACAGGCUGGUGCUCCUCUCCCUGCACCAGCCCCGCUCGGACAUCUUCAGGCUGUUUGACUUGGUCCUGCUGAUGACGUCAGGCACCACCAUCUACUUGGGGGCAGCCCAGCACAUGGUGGAGUAUUUCACGGCCAUCGGCUACCCCUGUCCUCGCUACAGCAACCCUGCUGACUUCUAUGUGGACUUGACCAGCAUCGACAGGCGCAGCAAAGAGCAGGAAGUGGCCACCAGGGAGAAGGCUCGGUCACUUGCCACCCUGUUUCUAGAAAAAAUACGUAGCUCAGAUGACUUUCUGUGGAAAGCGGAGGUGAAGGAGCCCGACGUGGGCACUUGUGUAGAGAGCCUGGCCCUCCCACAGGACACCAGCAGCCUCCAGACUCCCAUUGAGCGGCCUGGGGCGGUGCAGCAGUUCAGCACGCUGAUCCGUCGUCAGAUUUCCAACAACUUCCGAGACCUGCCAACCCUCCUCAUCCAUGGGGUGGAGGCCUGCGUGAUGUCCCUGACCAUCGGGUUCCUCUAUUAUGGCCACGGGGCCAACAAGCUCUCCUUCACGGACAUGACGGCCCUCUUGUUCAUGAUUGGCGCUCUCAUCCCCUUCAACGUGAUCCUGGGUGUCAUCUCCAAAUGUUACUCGGAGAGGGUAAUGCUUCACGCUGAACUGGAAGACGGGCUGUACACCACUGGCCCAUAUUUCUUUGCCAAGAUCCUAGGGGAGCUCCCGGAGCACUGCGUCUACACCAUCAUCUUUGGGAUGCCCAUCUACUGGCUGGCCAACCUGCAGCCGAGCGCCAAGCCCUUCCUGCUGCACUUCCUGCUGCUGUGGCUGGUGGUCUUCUGCUGCAGGAUCAUGGCCCUGGCCACCUCGGCCAUGUUCCCCACCUUAUACAUGGCCUCCUUCUGUGGCAACGCCAUUUACAACUCCUUCUACAUCACCGGGGGCUUCAUGAUAAGUUUGAGCAACCUGUGGACAGUGCCUGCGUGGAUUUCCAAAGUGUCCUUCCUGCGAUGGUCCUUUGAGGGGAUGAUGACAAUCCAGUUUAGCGGGCAGCUUUAUAGCAUGCAGCUGGGCAACCACACCGUCUGGGUCUCGGGAGACGCGAUCCUCAAGGCUAUGAACCUGAGCUCGUACCCGCUCUUGGUCAUCUACUUCAUCAUCAUUGGCAUCAUUGGUGGCUUCACCGUCCUGUACUAUGUAUCUUUAAGGUUUAUCAAACAGAAAUCAAGUCAGGACUGGUGAUUCACGCCCAGGCUCCUCCCCGCUGGUGGAGGACUAAAGCGGACCCUUCGACUGCACUCCCUUCCCCCAGGAAACCCCUUCCUGGGGACAAUGAUAAUAGUCACUGGCUACAACCGCCCCACGGUGCUGCAGUGGCACAGACCAGCCACAGGAUGGCAGUAGAAUAAAGAUAGUCAAAAGGCAUUUCUGAUCUCUGGCAGGAGAUUGCCAUUCCUGGAAGCGAGAAACCCUGCACUUGGUGGCACCUACAACGUUGCUAAUUUAUUUCCUUUUGAUGUGUAUGUAUAUGGGCAACUCAACAUAGGAUGGGAGCAAAUUAGGGAUGAACUGAGUAGCUAGGCUAUACGGGAAUUGCUAGAACCCAAAGGAAACAAUAACAUAAUAGCUAGCAAAAGACUUGAUCUCCUCUUCUGGGGCCCCAGACUCUGUGAUUAGCCACUUCCAACACAUGAAGUGAUCUAAAACAUAACGUCGAGAUGUCAUCCUUCUUUUUGCGUGGGGUCAUGAGCUCCAAAAGCCAAAGUAAAUAACUAAAAAUUUAUUGAGCAUCUAUUCUGUGGCAAGGACAGUGUAAAAUGUUUUAUGUGGACGCCACCAUCUGAUUCUCAACACUGCCCUUUGAGGUGAGCAGUAUCUCAUUUAAUAGGUGAGAAAACGGAGGCACAAAUUCAUUUUGCGAAGGGCACACAGACACUACGUGGUGGAGUCCUGUGGGGGUCAGAAAAGCCUUGGGCCUGAGCCACUGUUAGGCUUGGAAACCCAGCAAGACGGGUUCACAGAGACUCAGCCAGGCCUCUUAGAGUUGCGUGUCCCUGGCCCUGGCUGGUCUCAGGACCAGCCCUGAACCCUUCACAGUGGCCAGGGGAUAGGGUGGCGUGGGCCCAGAUCGCACGCUUCACGCCUGAGUGUUGGAGACCAUGUGACCCAUGGCAGGUGCUCAUAGAGCGGGAGGGGAUUGUUCCUAAAGGAAAACUAGAGUUUGGAACCAAAAGAAGCGGGAAGGUGGGUGCUUGGGAGGCACACAGUAAAUGCCCUCCACAGGUUCGCUACUUGCUGCUUCAAGUGUGGUCCCUGGGCCAGCCGUGUGGGCAUAGCUGGGAGCGGGUGGGACAGGCAGAGUCUCAGGCCCCACUCAGACCCACCGAGUCAGAACCUGCAUUUUAAGAAGAUCCCCUGGUGAUUUGUGCACUUUCAAACACGCUGCCCUUUUCCAACGCACCCAUCACACUCAGGGUGCUUCCGUGGGCACGUUGCCGCCAUCUACCGCGCAGGCCCCUUCUCAGGCUUCUCUGGGAGCCCUGACAACAUCCAAGAGGAUCCAGGGCGGGAUCAAGCACUGGAUCUAGUGGUCAUGUCUCUUUGGUCUCCUUCAGUUUAGAACAGUUCCUCAACUUUCCUGGACUUGCAUGACCUUGACACUUGAGGAUUUUGUAGGAUAUGUCUCAAUUUGGGUUUGUCUGAUAGUUUUUCAUGAUUAAAUUCGGGUCCUGCACGUUCGCAGUGCCUCCUAUCAGGGGGCUCAUGAUUUCCACUUGUCCCACAUUGGCAGUGCUCACUGAGAGAGAUCACUGGAUUAAAGGGGUGUCUGCCAAGCUUCUCCACAGUCGAGUUACUAUUUCCCCUCCUUAAUGAGCAUUUUAUAAGUAGAUAACUUUAAAACUACACAAAUUGCCUGUUCCUUACAAAACUUGCCAUUUAUCCAUUUUUCAUUUCUACCAACAUAGAUAGGUAGUUUCCUAUGUUAAUCAGUGGGUUAAAAUUCUUUACUAUCAUUAUUAAUUUUGAUGCACAGAUUUUCCUGAUUUGGCCAGUGAGAGUCCCUUCAAGCUGGCUUCUUCAUCCUUUUGACAUGUCCCCACCAUUGAGAACUUUGUGACAUUUUUAAUUUCAUCUUAUAUUUUCCCACCCCAGCACUGGAAUCAGACAUUUCUCUAAGGAAUCUUUGUUCCUUUUAGUGGAUGAUGGUGUUUAGAAGCCAAGAUCCAAGUGCUAAGUACACUCAAUGCUGUUGGGGCAUCUCUGCUCCCACCCCCUCUCAGUGAACAGAGUUUGGGAAUAUGCACACAUGCUCAGCAGUGUAUGUGAGUUUACAUCGAUAACACCCAGUUCUAAUCCAGUACCCAGAGUUGAGUCUAGUUCCUCGGCCUUUUCAAUUUGUAAUACUUCCCUCCAAUUAUUCUUCCAAUAUCCUUAUCCCAUCUCAUGUGAUUAAUCCCCUGCAUGUGACCAAUCUCCCAGCUACACCACGAUGCCUUCCCGUGUGGACACCCUGCCCACCCUGCUUGGGCUCUGACUUUCAUGCCAAGCUGUCCCUGCAUCAGCACAGCUGCCCGCCUCACCUUGUUCUGACCCACCACAGCUCCCCUUGCCCACUGUGGGCACCUAAUGGAUUUAGGCCUGAAUGAAGGAGAAGGGGGCAGGGGGAAAAAGAUGUUGGGUUUUUUUGUUUUUAACUCCCCAAGGCCUUCUGAUGUGCAGUGAAGUUGACAGCCAUUAAGAUAUAUCACCUGACCUUGAGAGCCCACCACUCAGUCCACAGAGGGCUUUGUAACUCAGUGGGCUCUGCGUGCUGGGCUGCAGGGGGCGAGGGGCAAAGUGCAAAGGCAGGAGAGAUGGAGAAACCCCAGGAGCUGCCAUUUCUUUGUGUUUUUUCCUAAAGUAGUGGUUCUCCACCCUGGUUGCCCACACAGGAGCUUUAACAAAGGCCAAUGUGGACCCACGCCCCAGAGAGUCCGAUUCCAUGGGUCUAUUGUUGAAAAUGCUCUCCAAGGUGUGUGAGGCCAGGGAAACAGAGAACCAAGGCUCUAGAGGCACACGGUUUGUUCAGUGAGCCCCACCCUGCGCUGCAGAAGGAUAGGGACUUGCUUGUUUGUACUUAUCAAGUGCAUGGGUUGCAAACUUUUCCUGUUAGAGUUAGACAGUAAAUAUUUUAGGCUUUGUGGGCCUUUGUGGUCUUGUUGAAAUUACUUAACUCUGCUGCUACAGUGUAAAAGCAGCCGUAGACAGCAGUAAAGUACUAGUGGUGUGGCUGUGUUCCAAUAAAAUAUUAUUUGCAAACACAGGCGGCUUGCUGGAUUUCGCCUGAGGCUGCAGUUUGCAGACCCUCAAUCAAAAGGUAAAGGUUCUGAAAUUUGCAUUUUAAGCCCUCCAAUUUCAAGUUAUGCUAUUUAUGAGGAAUUUUAAUUAAAUGGAGGAUAAUUACCUAUAUUGACUCAAAUACAUCCUGAUGUGAUUUUUAAAAAAACUGUUCUUGUUCCUAUAGAGUAUAUAAGACAUAAUCUUGCCCUGGGUUAAGCCAGUCUACAGACUUAGAUCUUACACUUGCUUUUGUUUUCUUUUCUUCCACUUCUCUUCAACUCUUGUCUUGUUCUCAAAUGUCAAAUUCAAGUGUUAACAGACCUGGGGCCACUGGUUCUACUGAGACUCAAAUUAGUCGCUUAGAAGAGGAGCUUAGCACAGCCUACAACCCACUUUGCUUUGGGCCUGACUUGCCCAGGGGUCUGGAGCACCAAACAGGCUUGGAAGAAGAGAGCAGGGGACUGGAAUGCAGGGAAAGUGAUGAAGCAUUUUGUUGGUUGACCUGUGCUUACUUAGAAAAUAUAACCAAUGCUCAUGCCUGCAAGGCAAGAAACAUCCUUACUUGCAAAUAGUCUGAACUAAGUAAUUUAAAUCUCAAGUCAUCUGUCAUUCAUACUUGGUAAUGAUUGGGUCUUCACUUACAGUGGCCUGGGUACAGAGCGAUUAGCCUCCGUGUCCCUACCACAGGGGCUGUGCCUUCCUGAGGCGGCGUGGGCAGGGGAGGCAGGCAGGCAGAUGGAGCACAGCCCAUUUUCUGCUGGGGAGCUGGGAACAGCAGCACACAUGGUGUUAGCAGCUAAUAAUUAAAACAAUGUUUAAGCAGUGGGUUGAGAUUUUUCAAACACAUAGCAAUUCAAUAACACUUCUCUUUAAUAGCACUCUCACAUUUGUUGUGUGAUUGCCUUUUGUUAAACUGUAUUUUUGUUUCGACAAACUGCUAAUAAGCUCUACUGUCCCAUGCUAAAAAUGAAGCUCUUUAUUUUCGUUGAUUCCACAACUGCACAGAAUCCUUGUGCUGUGCUUGGGCUCAGCUUGAGGUUGUCUUUUAUCACACAUUUGAGAGGUCUCCUCCUCCUCCUGACAGUAAACUUGCAGGUUUUUAUGUGGACACUCAGGUUUUAAAGAACUCAACCACACUGACUUAAUAACUGGAAAUCCUGUGUGAAGACAGCGUGUGGGAAGAAACCCCCCAGUGCAUGCAAACCAUACAUCUCAGAAAGAAUAGGACUUGGAAAAGGGGAAGGACACGAUGUUGUGCCCAUGGAUUCAGUCAAUGAUGCUUACUGGGCGCCUACUGGACUCUAACUGGCAGCUCUGCGGAGUGCUGGAAGAGCUCACGUCCUGGGGGACGAAAAUACCCUGACAGCCUAAGGUGUUCAGAAACUGGGAACACUGUACUAAUGUGAAAGGCUUUUUAAAAAAUAAAGUAUCUUUGCAGUAUAGAGUCCAGUGACUUUUAACUAGAUUUUUAACUUACUUUAAGCUGGAUUGUUU
This is a messenger RNA of Microcebus murinus (gray mouse lemur), 6735 nucleotides long. It is a transcript of the gene ABCG8, whose product is annotated as ATP binding cassette subfamily G member 8. Gene Ontology annotation, biological process: transmembrane transport; cholesterol homeostasis; cholesterol efflux. Lineage: Eukaryota; Metazoa; Chordata; Mammalia; Primates; Cheirogaleidae. Gene Ontology annotation, cellular component: plasma membrane; signaling receptor complex. The record is from RefSeq and is a predicted model, not a curated record. Gene Ontology annotation, molecular function: ATP hydrolysis activity; ABC-type transporter activity; ATP binding.